AUGUUUGGUUAGAAUGUCGAUACUUAAGAUUUAAAAAUUCUUAAAUGUGUUCAUGAUUACAAAACAAUGAGUAAAAAAUUAAAGAUUCGUGCAUUCGGCUAAUUUCAUUAAUGCUAAUACAACUGUGUUAAAGACAUAUUUUCAAAAACNUACAUGAUUGUUACUACAGUUAUAAAUAUUUUUGGUUAGUUGACUCUUGAUGAUGAAUUAACAUCGAAAAUUAUUUAGAAAGGAUUAUGUAUUUUCUAAUUUAAAAUUAGAAAAAAUAAUUAACCUUGUAUUUAUGUGUCAUCCUCAUAGGGUUAAAUAAUUAAAGUUCAUUGAUAUUAAUCAAAAAGAUUAUCCCAAAGCAAUAUUGGAGUUUUAAAUAUAUACAUUUCGUCUAUUGAGAUAUUUAGCUUCUCUAAGGCAUAUUCUGAGAAAGUAGAUGUUUGGGAUUUGGGAUGUAUCUUAUAUGAGGUGCUUUAAUAAAAUCCUGCAUUUUAAUCAGCAAAUCCGUUGAUGCUAGAAAGGAAGAUAGUAUAAUUAGAAUAUGAGUCAAUCAAUUAAGGUAUAUAUAAGAAUGAGUUGAUGAAUAUUGUUGAAUUGUGUCUUUAGAAGGAAGAGGAUAAAAGACCAUCAGUUAAUGAAUUACUUGAAAUGAUAAGUUUAAAGGUUAUAGUUUUGAUGGAAUAUAUCAAGUAGGAGAAAGAUGAUCUGAAAAGUGAGUUGUAAGAUUUAAGAUCAAUAAUUAAUGAUUAAUAAUAUGAGAUAAAGAAAGAGUAAUAGUUGGUUUGGAAUAUAUUUUAGAAACUAUUAUAAUUAUCACAUCAGGAUUAUAAAACUAUUGAUGCAAAGAAUUAAUAUAUAAUUGAAUAGUUUAGAAGAAAGAUAAGCAAAUCAGAUAAUGAAAUUAAUAUAUAGGCAGAAUUGAAUAAAUUAACAUCUUUGUCUAAGGAGUAGAUAUCCUAUUUGCCAAAGAUAAAUUAUUGA
This is a messenger RNA of Paramecium sonneborni, 972 nucleotides long. The record is from the annotation of a GenBank genome assembly. Lineage: Eukaryota; Ciliophora; Oligohymenophorea; Peniculida; Parameciidae.